Messenger RNA from Amoebophrya sp. A25, 3596 nucleotides. The record is from the annotation of a GenBank genome assembly. NCBI's taxonomy places the organism in Eukaryota, Dinophyceae, Syndiniales, Amoebophryaceae.
AUGCCAUCAACAGUGGCAGUUCCUCGACUGGUUUAGCGCCGCCCUUCACCGGAAACGGAGGUGCAAUGCUCACGGUCGCAGGCCAACACCACGGUGCCAGUGCCACGUAUAUUUCACAGUCGAGUGGAGCUACCGGAAGUUCCGGACCUACAGCAUCUGGCCAUUUCGGAAACGCUGGCCUAGGAGCAACUGCAAGUGGUGGCAACAAUCCCGCAAUCGCGUCCGGCACAAGCACACUGGGAGGAGGUGUGCCGGCCCGAAAAGCUAGUGGAGAAACAACUAGACCUCACGAUGGCACAGCAGGGAGUACUCUCACGCCUCCGAGCGGCCCAAGUGAGGCGUCCCGUGGGGGAGCUAGUGCGACUUAUGCGCCCCCUAAGGCCGCUGGGCAAACUGGUCAAGCAGUAAUGGGACCUGAGACAGCGCUUGUUACGGUGCACAAUGAAGGGAAAAUGAUGCGAGAGUUUUCGAAGCGCAGUAAGACGCGUCAGGAUACCACAAAUCGGACAAAGCAACCCGUUCCGCCGAGGCAGUCUCAGCGGGGCAAUGACGACACAGCAAAUGCGGCAGAUCCUUCUGCGGGCCAUAAUGCGGCGAGAUCGAACGCGCAGUACCAGGGUGCGGCUGGCAACGGUACAAGUCCCUCAAGCAAGACCAAACUGGCAUUGCCUGGCGCAAAUCAGGGAGGAGGAAAUGCAGUAGCCACAGCAGCUGGCGGUAGUGGCGGCGGACCGGGCCACUUACCUAUGACGCAGUCGGAGCCGGCACCUGGUGCACUACUGGGGCUGCCGUCGAAUUCAAGUUCGCGACGCUCUUCCAUCGCGAUACCUUCCAACUCGAGUUCUCGUCGAUCUUCGAUAGUAUCAGGCGGCACACAGACAAGCUCCCCAACCAUUUCUCGCCGAAGCUCUAUUUGCCCGGAUUUUUCUGGUACUAUCAUUAGUUGAGUUGUGGUAUCUGUCUUUGAUCUCGAGCGCAUUGUAAGAGAAUAUGUGAGUGCUUUCUUGGUUUACAACCUCCGUUGAGCUCACUCAAUCAAAAAUUGCUUAGAUAUCAAAAAUCAUCAAAACAGGUUUGCAGUCCCCAAGCGAUCUUUUGGUUCCGCCGCCACCUCCUCGGCCAUUUGACAUGUUGGACAUCUGCUUCCAGCGAGACCUGAAACCUGGGAAAACAAUCGGUCUGGGUCAAUUUGGUCGUGUCUUCCUAGCAAUGGAGAAUGAGACUGGUUUUCUCAUCGCGGUAAAGGAAAUUUUGCUGCCGCCUCCGCCAGAUCCGAAUGACCUGGCGGCUAUUGCCGAGGACGACAAAAACUUGGAGAGCCUGGAAACCGAGUUGCGUCUUUUACGUGGUAUGUCGCACCCGCACGUUGUCACUUAUUUAGGCCAUGAGGUUCCGGGCACACGAUCGGCAGGCAACGGGGCUGGGAAAGAAGAUGAACAAGAUGGUGGCAGUUCAGGAGAUACGACAACUGCUCGGGGAGAAGACGGCGCUUCCUCUGCGAAAAAAGCUCCUGGCGGAUCGGUGUCGCCCCAUACGACUCCUCUUGUUCUUGAUGAUGACGUAGCCUCAAAACCGAAUCAUCACGAUCGCUUGUACAUUUACCUGGAGUACUUGGGUGGAGGCUCCAUCAAGCAGCAACUUGCGGAUUUUGGAGCGUUUGACGACAGGCUGACAAUGAAAUAUACCCGACAGUUACUCUCUGGGGUUGCGUAUUUGCAUGCGCACGAUGUCAUUCACAGGGAUUUGAAAACAGCCAAUUUGCUGCUGACGCAGGUACUACAGCCUCGAAUUAGUUUUUCAUACAUAUGUUCUUCAAUAGACGAGCUUAUGUAGUAUAGUGAAACGUUGCUAAAUAAGAUAUUCUUAUCGAUAUUCAUUUUCGCUUUACUGAUCGAUGACAAGAAAAAUUUUAUCGACCAUUUUUCGUAUCAGGAUGGUACUCUAAAAAUUGCCGACUUCGGUUGCAGCAAACAGCUUGGAAGCAUUUUUCUCGAGAAUAAUUCCAUAAUUUGCGGAACCCUGCCUUAUAUGGCACCAGAAGUCUUCGCUGGACCUAGCGGAAGUCCUGCACCUCCUGUACCUCUUCCCAUUGACAAAAACAAAAGUGCGGCUCCUUCUAGUGAUGCGAAUAACAUUAACAAGGGUGAGGAAGAUCAAAAAGCGCCAGAAAGUAAGGAGAGUGACGUAAGAAAGGGAAUUCCUGAAGAUGGCGCAAAGGGCAACACCUCCGACAAAAUAAAAGUGAAUGACCAAAAUGCUGCCGAUCAUGCCGGUGAUGGAGAAGUAGAUCAGGGACAAGGUGAAGAUCAAAAUUCUGAUCAAAAUGCUGCCUCUAUUACAGCUGAAGUGAGCUGCAAGCCUCCUCGAAUGCCAACACCCAGUUCAACUACUUCCAUGUCAAUUAGUCACCUUGCUGGAGGCGGCCACCAGGACACAAAAUCCAAUCAACAUCAGCAAGGCCAUAGUACUACAACCCGGCCUGCAGGAGGAACAUCUGGUACUGGCGGACAUGGAGAUGUAGAAAAUGUUGGUGUCUCAGGUGGAGAAGCACAUCCCGCGUCUGCCCGUGUCGUGGAACAACAACCACGGCAGGAUCCAACGAAAGUGGAUAUUUGGUCUAUGGGAUGUUGUGUGCUAGAAAUGGCGACCGGAAAGCCUCCUUGGCAUCAGUAUCGAUUCGACAACUUGCUUCAUGCCUUUUUCGUCAUAUCUCAGAGGCAAGAAACGCCUGAGAUACCAGAAGGCAAGAAGGCAUACGCUUUCGUGCGUAGUUGCCUUGUGCGCGACCCCCGAGAACGACCCGGCGCUGUGGAGCUGUCGAGGCAUCCGUUUGUACAGUGAUGUGCGGACACUACUCGAGUAGAAAUCGACAUAAUCAAACAUGAUUUGAAGGUAAUAAAUCAAAAGAAGAUGAAUAGCGCAUUGAAUAGCCGUUGCUCAAUUUAUUUUGGCAGUUGCAUUAACUUUAACAUCAAUAGUGCAAGUACUGGAUUUAUUGAGGCCUUUUUUGAUUUGUGCAUAGCAACAUAAGAAUGACAAAGAAGCCUUUUUCCAAUCAUAAAACUAGCGUAGUUAGCAUCGCUAGAAGUCAUUUUGUCUGUAACUCCAUUGUAUAUCCAUUGUUGCACUUUUCGUUCGCCAGGUAUUGCCCAUUUCAUUUCGACUAAGAAAGUAGCUGUAUUCGAUAUAUUUGUGAGUACCUAUUGACUCCUCUGCAUUUCUUUGCUAGUAAUUCUAGUUGUUUUACGCUACUGAAAGAUAGAAAGGAACAGUAGGAGUCCUUUGUUUCGAGUAAAAACGUGCACAUUCUUUUCCUAGCAUUUAGUGGACGGUAUUUUUCAAUGCAUAUGCACAGUCUUCGCCUAUGUGGGCUUAUCAUGGUUCUUGAUUUUCGGCACACUUGUCACUUAUCAAUCUUCAUGUUUUAGCUUUUCAUGGUUUUCAUGGUGGACUUGAGAAACUCAAUUUGCCGGGCUCCUAACACUGCAAGAAAAUUUGGUGACCAUUGACCCUCGCACACACCAUAAGGAGACCGGAAAUUUUGCCAGUGCUAGGUACAUACUCGCAUUGUCGGAUCGCAGUGCAGCCGCUUAGAC